This is a messenger RNA of Scomber scombrus (Atlantic mackerel), 2403 nucleotides long. Its product is annotated as protocadherin alpha-8-like. Gene Ontology annotation, molecular function: calcium ion binding. NCBI's taxonomy places the organism in Eukaryota, Metazoa, Chordata, Actinopteri, Scombriformes, Scombridae. Gene Ontology annotation, cellular component: plasma membrane. The coding region runs from base 4 to 2403 and encodes 799 amino acids. The transcript has 3 exons. The record is from RefSeq and is a predicted model, not a curated record. Gene Ontology annotation, biological process: homophilic cell-cell adhesion.
ACAAUGGAACAAAGCGGACAGGACUCAUGGCGACCGCGAGGCAAAUGGUUCGCCUUCGUGUUGACUUUGAAUCUGAUUUUCGGGAAGGCCACGGGUCAGAUAAGGUAUUCUAUAUCAGAAGAAAUCAAAGAAGGAACUGCUGUUGGGAACAUAGCAAAGGAUCUGGGGAUAGAUCCGCACGCAUUAAAAACGAGGGGAUUUCGUAUUGUUUCUGGCUCCACAGAACCGCUUUUCCAGGUAAACCAAGACGAUGGGGUUUUAUUCGUAAAUCGUAACAUUGACAGAGAGGAAAUAUGCCAGCGAACCACUGUAUGUCUGAUCAACCUUAAAAGCGUUCUAGAAAACCCACUAGAGAUCCAUUAUGUUGCAGUGGAAGUGUUAGAUGUUAAUGACCAUUCACCCUCUUUCCCGGAGAAAAACAAAAAGCUAGAGAUUUCAGAGUCCACCAUACCGGGAACAAGAUUUCAGUUGCAUGCUGCUCUCGAUCCAGAUGGCGGUGUGAAUUCCGUUCAACAGUAUAAAUUGAGUCAGAAUAAUAAUUUUCGGCUUGAAGUGAAGGACCGUGGGAAAGAUGGAAAAGUGCCUAUUUUAUCAUUACAAAGCCCAUUAGACAGAGAGGUCUCGAGUAGCCAUAAACUACUGCUUACAGCCCUGGAUGGGGGUAAACCUCCGAAAUCAGGGACCAUGGAGAUAUUAGUUAAUGUUUUAGAUGUGAAUGACAACGCACCUGUGUUUACAAUAGACGUAUAUUCGGCAGUGAUACGUGAGAAUUCACAGAUUGGCACAGUAGUCAUACGAGUAAACGCCACAGAUUUGGACGAAGGAUUGAAUGGCGAAGUCAGCUAUUCUUUUGGUAAUGUCAAUAAUAAGGUGCACGAACUCUUUGAUGUCAAUCCAAGCACAGGUGAAAUAACUGUGAAAGGACAAUUAGACUAUGAAAUGGAUGACAGUUACGAGAUAGACAUCCAAGCAUCUGACAGCGGUGCUGUUCCACUUAGAACAUAUAAAAGCGUGACUGUAAAUAUUAUGGACAUAAAUGACCAUACACCUGUAAUUGAUGUAACGUCACUGUCUAACACAAUUUCAGAGGAUUCUAGACCCGGGACGACAGUAGCACUUAUCAGUAUUACUGACUUAGACUCUGGAGUAAAUGGAAAAGUUAUUAGCUUUGUUAAAGGCGAUAACGUCCCUUUCACAAUAACACCUUCCAUACAACACAACAUGUACGCGGUUGUGACAAAAACACAGCUCGACAGGGAAAGCAAAUCGAUUUAUGAUGUAACAAUAAUCGCCAAAGAUGCAGGUGGACCAGCCUUAACAUCUGAAAAGACAUUCAGAGUUGUUGUAUCCGAUAUAAACGAUAACAGUCCAGAGUUUUCAAAGAGACGAUAUAAUUUCUAUGUCACUGAGAAUAACUCCCCGGGAGUGUCGUUAUUUUCUUUAUUCGCGUCUGAUCGUGAUGACGGAGAUAAUGCUAUUAUUUCCUAUCAUAUUCUCAGAGAUGCUGCUUAUGAAAAUGAAGUGACAUCAUUUCUUAACAUCAACUCUGAAAAUGGUGAUAUUCUGGCUCUAAAGAGUUUUGACUUUGAAACUCUGAAAACGUUCCAGUUCCAAGUUGUCGCCACAGAUUCUGGAACUCCGUCACUAAGCAGCAACGUCACAGUGAACGUGUUCAUUCUGGAUCAGAACGACAACGCUCCAGUCAUCCUGUAUCCAGUCAGCUCCAACGGUUCUGCUGAAGGUCUGGAGGAGAUUCCCCGCAAUGUCAACGCUGGACACUUGGUGACUAAAGUCAGAGCCUAUGACGCUGAUAUAGGAUAUAACGGAUGGUUACUGUUUUCACAGCAGGAAGUUACUGACCACACUCUCUUUGGUUUGGACCGCUAUACAGGACAGAUCAGAACACUUCGUUCAUUCACAGAGACAGACGAGGCUGAGCAUAAACUGGUCAUACUGGUGAAAGACAAUGGCAAUGUUUCACUCUCAGCAACAGUUACUGUGAAUGUCAAAGUUGUGGAGCCCAAAGAAGCUUUUGCAGCUGCUGAUGUUAAAAGUGCUACAAAGGAUGAGGAAGGGAUUGACGUGACUUUUUAUCUCAUGAUAACUUUGGGCACAGUAUCUGUACUUUUUAUCAUCAGUAUCAUCGUGUUGAUUGCAAUGCAGUGCUCGAAUACACCAGAUUAUACAUCCAAGUACUUGCAAGAUACAAAUUAUGAUGGGACACUGUGUCACAGCAUCCAGUACAGAUCUGGAGAUAAACGCUACAUGUUAGUUGGGCCCAGAAUGAGUAUAGGAUCUACUAUAGUUCCAGGAAGCCAUGCCAAUACUCUGGUGCUUCCUGACAGGAGGAGAGCAUCUGGAGAGUUAACCCGUAUGAAAAACACUUCAGCAUUGUAUCCAUGA